AUGAUUAAUGGAAUGCAUAAAGCAAGGAAGUUCACCUCAGGAUGUUUCUUGCGUGGAAAAAUUUAUGUCCUCGGUGGCCGAGAUGAGAAUGAUAAACGCCUCACUUGUGGAGAAAGUUAUGAUGAGACCACAAAUUCUUGGGAGUUGAUACCUGACAUGUUAAAAUACAUGACAUUCAUUAUGCCUUCCCAAUCUCCGCCUCUUAUAGCUGUGGUUGAUGACAAUCUAUACAUGUUGGAGACAUCUUUGAACGAGCUUCGCGUAUAUGAUAUAAACACAAAUAUUUUAAAGAAACUUGGUGUUGUCCCCGUGAGCGCAAACACUACCUUUGGUUGGGGGACUGCGUUUAAAUCGAUGGGAGAUAGACUUCUGGUUGUUGGAACUUCUCACUCUUGGCAUAGGAAAGCAAUAGUCUACUCAUGUCGUCCUUCUCUAGACGUGGAAGAGCAGCACUGGGAAGAAUUAAAUAUUGGUGCAGUGGGCCAAUGGAGAUAUGCAGAUUGGCGUUUUCAUGGUGCCAUCUGA
Molecule: messenger RNA, 525 nt
Organism: Brassica rapa (field mustard)
Lineage: Eukaryota; Viridiplantae; Streptophyta; Magnoliopsida; Brassicales; Brassicaceae
Product: F-box/kelch-repeat protein At3g27150-like
Cellular component (GO): cytosol
Molecular function (GO): protein binding
Source: RefSeq, a predicted model, not a curated record